AAUAUAUUUAUAAAACUCAUCACAGUUGAACCGUAAACAGAACAAAGUCAUUAAACUCCAUGACAACCAUACUGUAGAACACAUCGUUGUCAUGGAGACAUUAUGACAUCACAAUCGGUGCCUAUAAAACGCUCAGCCAGAUGAAACUGGUAUCAUUUGACUGAUCUGAACGCUUGCCUUUGGUUGACUCCGAACGCUACUGUACAGAUUUUCAAGUGAAUUUGCAGACUUUCAAAUAGUUCGCAACUUUAAACUGCUUGACGCACUGUGUACGGACAGACAGUUUACUUAGAUUUCAACCCUCUGUGAACCGAGUCUAAGCACAGUUAAGUCUGCAGUUAUCUUUUCACAUCAUGUUUCGUCCUGUAACACCAUUGUCCGACAAGGACAUGGAAGGAGCUGAUGUUGAAAAUAUGGAUUUUAAUCUGCCGAAUGCUGUGCCGAACUUUGACUAUGUCCCUGAUUUCGGACUUUCGUCACAAGUCGGGCGCGCUGCCGGUUCUUUAAAUCCAUUUGAAGGAGAAGAGGAGGAGGAGGAGAUGGUGGAUGUUUAUCCAACACAUGAGGCGAAACGCCAAAAAGUGUUGGGAUGGAGAUGUGAUGAUGGUGGAAUGGAUUUUGUCCUACCAAGUGCGGUCCCUGACAUUGUCCCGAACAACGGACAUUUGUUAGACAGACGCGCCGGGAGUUCACAUCCACGAGGAGGAGUAAAGGAGUUUACUCCUGCAUUUGAGGAGGCGAACAGCCCCACAGAAAAAUGCGAGAAUAAAGUCUUGAAAUCAUUAAAGAAGGCAUGGAAGACUGUAAGGCGCCCAUUCCUUCAUAAUGAUAAAGUGGAAACACUGAUUCCUUCAGAGCUUAAUGCAGAUUCAGAUAAUCCUAAUGUAAAGGAUGGUGCUGGUCUGGCCAGCUCUGAAUUAAACAAUAAGAUCAAACCGGAAAAACAACGAAUGGCAUUCUUUGACUGUCUCCGGAGGGGCAAGGUGGAGUCAGUGCCGACUCCCCUGCUUAAAGCGGAUCCAGCUAUUCCUGAUGUUAGGGCAGUUGUUGAUCCUGCAUCACAGUCAAAGACCUACGUUGGUCCGAAGAAACAGAAACAAAAGGCUUCAAAGAGCCGCAAAUCUAACCUCCAGGGAGAAAAAGUGACUGUUGUGCCAACUCAACAGCCCAAGGCUAUUUCAGAUAUUCCUGUUGGCAUGGAUGUUCCUGCUCUGGCCGGCCCCCAAUCAAAACCAAAGAUUCGUCCGGAUAAACGCAUGACAUUGACGCAACGCUUCUUUGGAUGCUUCCGGAGGGGCAAAGUGGAGUCGAUGCCGACUUCACAGAUUGAGGCCGAUCCAGCUAUCCCUGAUGCCAGGGAAGUUGUUGAUCUGGCAAAUUCUCAAUCGAAGAGUGUUGGCUUAAAGAAACAAAAACAAAAGGCUUCAAAGAGCCGCUCAUUUCACAACCCUUUUAGAAAAAAAGGGAAGAGUAAAGUGAAAAAAGAUGCCGAUCCAGCUAUUCCUGAUGCCAUGGAUGGUGCGGAUCUGGCCAGUUUUGGUGGCAUCGCUGCAGCCAAUGCCAGGCUACAGACGUUAGGUGCCAUCCCAGAGAAUAUUGGGUCAAAAGAUGUUGGAAAUCUUGAGGCAAAAGGUGGUAAAAAUCCCAGGCCAAAAGCUUUUGGAAAUCUCAGACUUCCUUGGUUUUUUAAUGCAAAAAUAACUAAAAAUCCUGGACCAAAAGAAGAAGGAAAUCCUGGGGCAAAAGAAGAAGGAAAUCCUGGACCAAAAGAAGAAGGAAAUCCUGGACCAAAAGAAGAAGGAAAUCCUGAAGCAAAAGCCCUUGAAAAUCCCAGAAAUCCCUUGUCAGAAGAUGAUAAAGUUGUCAGGCCAAAAGUUAUAGAUGUUGUUCAACAAGCUUCUGAACCGCCAAGCGAGAAGAAACCAGCUGAUCCCUCAGUGCCUAAAGACACUUUAUAUUGUAAAUAUCAAUUCUUGGGGGAUGAAGUGCUUGGGAAAGGUUGCUUUGGCAAAGUGUGCAAAGGGAUCCGUAUAUCGGAUGACACUCCGGUUGCCAUCAAGCAAAUAAGCAAACGAAAGAAUGAAAGGACUCUUCAGAUUCCUGGAUACCCCAAACCACUUAUUACAGAAGUGGCGCUGCUGCUUAAGUUAGGAGAAGCGCCCUCAUGCCCCAAUGUCAUACAGAUGUAUGACUGGUACGAGACUAAACACUUUUACACGCUCGUGUUGGAGUACCCACUGCACAGCCAAUCCUUGUUGCAUUUUGUUACAAAUCAUGGAAGACUAAGUGAAAAUACAGCAAGACAUCUCAUGCGUCAGGCGGUACUGGCAGUGCAACACUGUCUGGAUAAUGAAGUUUUUCACACCGACAUCCAUCCCGGAAACUUCUUAGUGCAGCAAUCUACAAUGAGCCUGAAGUUAAUUGACUUUGGGGCUGGACAUUAUCUGACGCAUGAUGAUGUCUGUGAUUCCUGUGACUUUAGGGGAGCUCUAUGUUGCACCCCGCCUGAGAUCUACACGGUUCAGAAAUUCCACGCCGUGCCAGCAAACGUCUGGGCCUUAGGUUCUGUGCUGUACUUCAUGGUGCUUGCAUCUUUCCCAAGUGCUUUAUACGAAUUUAAUUCCAGGAAUCUGAAGACAAUUGAGAAGGAUUUAUCAAAGGAAAUCUGUGAUCUGUUAAGUGGUUGCCUGGCCCUGAAUCCAAGUGAUCGUCCGACGCUCAAGCAGAUCUUAGAUCAUGACUGGUUUAAAACUGAGUCUGAUGAAGAAGAGCUACUCGUAUACAAAAUGAGGGCACUAUCCACAGAAAAUAAAAAGGAUGAAGCUGAAUGACUGAAGAAGAGGGGAAUGAUUGGAGAUGCUGUUUUCAUCAUCCUGAGACAUAUGGAGUUUGCUAAUCAUGUUUACGGAUAAAUAAGUUUCUAUAACCAUAAAGCGAGAAUAGCACAGACAUUUAUAGGGCCACAAUUUCUCAGGAGGAACACAUUUUUGCACACUUUCUGCAUAAUGUUUUAUUUCAGCCUCAGUCGUCAUGACCACAGACCGCUGGCUGAAUGUCUGAUGCAGAUCCUGUCUCAUCCUUGAACACAUUAAAAAAAAAAUUUUAAUUCUUAAAGUGA
This is a messenger RNA of Misgurnus anguillicaudatus (oriental weatherfish), 3118 nucleotides long. The record is from RefSeq and is a predicted model, not a curated record. Lineage: Eukaryota; Metazoa; Chordata; Actinopteri; Cypriniformes; Cobitidae.